AAGCGAAGAGCCUAUAGGAGAGCAGAGCCCAUAGGCACAACCCACAGUCCCAUAGGUGUCACUGCAUAUAAACUGUGUGAUGUGGCUGUGCCUGUCCCACCUCUCUCCACAGCCUGCCUGCCACCCACCACACCAACUGUCAAGAAUGGCCCACCAGUUCCCAGCACUCACUUCUGAACAGAAGAAGGAGCUCGCAGAAAUUGCUCAACGUAUUGUCAAGGAUGGCAGAGGGAUUUUGGCAGCAGAUGAGUCUGUGGGGACCAUGGGCAGCCGCUUAAAGCGCAUCAAUGUGGAAAAUACAGAAGAAAACAGACGCAUAUUCCGUAAUCUUCUGUUCUCAUCUGACGCCAAUCUAAAUGAGAGCAUUGGUGGAGUCAUUCUUUUCCAUGAAACACUGUACCAAAAAUCCAACAGUGGUGUUCCAUUCCCCAAAGUUCUGAAGGACCUUGGCAUUGUAGUAGGAAUUAAGGUAGAUAAAGGCACAGCUCCUCUUGCUGGGACUGAUGGAGAGACCACCACUCAAGGACUGGAUGGACUUGGAGAGAGAUGUGCUCAGUAUAAAAAGGAUGGCGCUGACUUUGCCAAGUGGAGAUGCGUGCUGAAGAUCUCAGACAAUGCACCUUCAAGCCUUGCCAUUUACGAGAACGCCAAUGUGCUGGCUCGAUAUGCAAGCAUAUGCCAACAGAAUGGGCUGGUACCAAUUGUUGAACCUGAAAUUUUGUCUGAUGGGUCACAUGAUCUCCAGAGGUGCCAAUAUGAGACAGAGAAGGUCCUGUCUGCAGUGUACGCUGCUCUCAUCCAGCAUCACGUAUAUCUUGAGGGAACGCUCCUAAAACCAAAUAUGGUUACCGGUGGACAGUCCGGUCCCCAAAAAUUCACCCCAGAGCAGGUCGCUAUGGCAACUGUUACAGCUCUGAGACGAACAGUUCCUGCUGCAGUGCCCGGUAUCUGCUUCUUGUCUGGAGGUCAGAGUGAAGAAGAGGCAUCUCUCAACCUGAAUGCCAUGAACCGCUGUAAUCUUCUACGCCCCUGGCGUGUAUCAUUCUCAUACGGCCGUGCUUUGCAAGCUUCAGCACUCUCCGCCUGGCUCGGGAAGUCAGAAAAUGAGAAGGCUUCCCAAGAGGCUUUCCUCAAGAGGGCUAAGAUUAAUGGCCUGGCAUCUCUUGGAAAGUAUGUGCCAUCUGGAUCUUCUGACGCCGCUUCUGCUGAGUCUCUCUUCCAACCAAGCUACACCUAUUGAACUUCUCUCCCGUUCUUCACUACCAAGCUUUAUUAUCUAUGGGGCUUUCUUCAAGUCCAUACACUGAGCCAUUUAUGUAGGUUGUCCAAAGCUAAAUCACAUCCUUUCUUUCAGGUGGUAUGUCUAAAACUUUAAAAGUCCAUGUAGUAGUGAUAUUUGGUACUACAUGGUAAUGAUUCCAUGCUGGGAGAAAUGAUCACGCCAAGUGAGAGGGGUGUAUAAGAGGCAUUGUGUCUGCAUAAGAUCUGAAUAUACUGUAUAUUAAACCAUCACACACUGUUGCCUUGCUGCUGUUUACAGAAUUACCAAAAUGAACUGGGAACAUGUCAUUAAAUACUUUCUGUAAAAAAACAAAA
Bufo gargarizans (Asiatic toad) is the source of this 1596-nucleotide messenger RNA. RefSeq names its product fructose-bisphosphate aldolase B-like. The record is from RefSeq and is a predicted model, not a curated record. NCBI's taxonomy places the organism in Eukaryota, Metazoa, Chordata, Amphibia, Anura, Bufonidae. Gene Ontology annotation, biological process: glycolytic process; fructose 1,6-bisphosphate metabolic process. The transcript is spliced from 9 exons. Gene Ontology annotation, cellular component: cytosol. The coding region runs from base 80 to 1240 and encodes 386 amino acids. Gene Ontology annotation, molecular function: fructose-bisphosphate aldolase activity; fructose-1-phosphate aldolase activity.